Molecule: messenger RNA, 4340 nt
Organism: Osmerus eperlanus (European smelt)
Lineage: Eukaryota; Metazoa; Chordata; Actinopteri; Osmeriformes; Osmeridae
Gene: kremen1
Product: kringle containing transmembrane protein 1
Exons: 7
Coding region: 1-1260 (419 amino acids)
Biological process (GO): multicellular organism development
Cellular component (GO): plasma membrane
Source: RefSeq, a predicted model, not a curated record
AUGACCUCCUCCGCCCAGCACUCGGGGGCCCCUCAGACCUGCUCCUCCGCCGCCUCCUGCCAAGCCUGCCGCGUGGCCCCGUCGUCCGCGAGGCGCUGGCUGUUUGGCGCUCCUCCCCGCGUCUGCAGAACCCGCGCGAUCCGGUUUCAAGCGGACGCCUCGGAGCUCGUGUUGUUUUGUCUGCGCUGCGUGCCAGGAAACUUGGGGUGUUUCAAGGACAGCGGGGACCCGCCCACUCUGACAGGAAGCAGCGAGACGUCCAAUAAGCUGACGAUCCAGAACUGCAUCAGCUUCUGCAGGAAGCAGAGAUACUCGCUGGCUGGGAUGGAGUCUGGUUACGCCUGUUUCUGUGGAAACGAUCUGGACCACCGUCGCCAUGGCGAAGCGCCCAGCAUGGAAUGCAACCACGUGUGCUUCGGGGACCACACCCAGCCCUGUGGAGGGGAUGGAUGGGUCAUCAUCUUUGACACCCGUGUGGGGGCCUGUGGGGGGAACUACUCCGCCCCCUCAGGGGUGGUUUACUCUCCAGACUUCCCCGACAAGUACGGGGCGGGCCGGGUGUGCUACUGGCCCAUCCAGGUCCCCGGGGCCUCCCUCAUCCUCUUCAACUUCACCUUCUUCGACAUCUCCGACCAGACCGACAUGGUGGAGCUGCUGGACGGAUACACCAAUCAGGUGGUGGCGAGGUUCGAUGGGCGGAGCCCCCCGCGGGAGCUGGUCAACGUCACGGGAGAUUUCGUCAUCCUGUACUUCUAUUCGGAUCGGACCAAUCAGGCGCAAGGAUUCGCUGUCCUCUACCAAGCUUUGCAGGGCCAGGGCCUCAGGCCCAUGGACGAGGGAGACGAGGGCGAGGAAGAGGAGGACGCCAGCACCAGCCCGCCUCCGCCGGAGGGGGUGACGGAGAAGUCCAACGUCAGCGGAAACGGACGCUCGUCCCAGAUCUUCUACGUGAUCACGUCCAGCCCCGACAAGCCUCCGAGCAACAUGCCAGGUCAGCAGGCCAGCAACCACCACACUAUGUGGACCAUCUACGCUCUGGCUGCUCUGCUCACCCUGACUGUGAUCGUCAUGGUAGCCAAACUACUGCUGUACAUCACAGUGAAAUCUCCCAGCAUCCCCAGCAUCAGUGGCUCUGAGAGCUGCAGCCAGAGUGCCGCAUCGGAGCCCUGGAUCAUCCUGUACCGCCCCUCCACUAUCUCCCUCUUCAAGAAGAAGCUCAAGAACCACCAUGGAGACCUCAGCCCCCUGGUGGGCAACUAGGGGAACGGCAUUCCCCGGUCUCCCGCCACCACCACCACUACCACCAAAUACUACUACUACUGCUACACCCUGUACCAGGGCCGAGAGGGAGCGCUAGGCUAGGCUAGGCUACGCUCCCACAGUGAGACUCUAGGGGGCGCUAAGCUAACAAGCUAACAAGCUAAAGACUGAGUGACUUCCGCCACCAUGGCCUCUUGGAGGCCCAAGGAGACCUGGAGCUCAGCCCAGAGGGAUGAAGGGAGGGAGGAGACAGACAGGACUAUCUGCUGUGUGGAGGAGAGGGAGAGAGGAGGAGGGGAAGGAUUAGAAGGGCAUACAGUACAGCGCGAGGUGGACGGAUAGACAGACAGAUGCGAGGCGAUCCAGACCAACAAACACAGACAGUCAGACAGACAGACGGAGUUUACUGCAGGGGUUAGGGUUAUAUGGGACUCCGUCUCCAUCCUCCAUAGACGCCUGAGAGGUCAGGGAGUUUCCCUUCAGAGACACGGCCAGUCAGUCCUAGCCUGUAGGAGAAGUCCACCAUUCUCACUGUAUUCUCUGGUAGCCAGCAUCCUCACUGAAACUGCAAGACACAAAAUGUCUGCCAGACCUGUCUGGGAGCCACCAUCCUCACUGAAACUGCAAGACACAAAAUGUCUGCCAGACCUGUCUGGGAGCCACCAUCCUCACUGAAACUGCAAGACACAAAAUGUCUGCCAGACCUCUCUGGGAGCCUGCAUCCUCACUGAAACUGCAAGACACAAAAUGUCCGCCAGACCUCUCUGGGAGCCUGCAUCCUCACUGAAACUGCAAGAUACAAAAUGUCCGCCAGACCUCUGUGGGAGCCAGUAGUGUUUCAGAGAGAACUGGGCCGAAUCCUAAUCAUUACCAAAAGGGAGAAGACACCAUGACCAUAUUCUGGACACACAGAAUAUGCUACUCUUAGAAACACCUUGAUACCCCAAAACCAGACAGGCAGGUGAAGGAGACCGCCCACCUCACCCCCCGACUGCUGGUCAUUCAUUAAACUGUUUAUCUGUUACGAUGGAAGUGCUCACAGAACUCCUCCUACUGAUCGAGGAUGGAGGGAUGAGAUAAGGGAUAGAAGGAUGGAAAAAUGGAUGUAUGGAUAGUGGAGGGGUUGUUCAUCAGAAAUAGGAUUUAAGAGCGGUAAAACUCUUGGUAGUCAGCUAGAGCCAUCUUCAUUCAUGUGUGUCUCAUUCAGUUCAUGAAUAAACUACAUUCCCGGCACAAAAACAUAGCUGAUACUAAGAACUGGAAACUUUCCUUCUAGAAGCAUCCACUCCGACAGGAAUUUUCUUCGUCAUCAGCGGGGGGAGAAAAAAAGUUCUGUGAUCUUGCAUGGCCAUUAGCAGAUGGAUCAGUGUUCUGUCCUGUGCGGGAGAGGGAGGGGGGGUUAGGAGGGGGCAGAUGUGGUUAGGGAAGGCGGGGUGUCUGAUGUGUGUUGAAGUGCCUUGAGGGCGUCCUGGACUUUGGGGCGUUGUCAGCUCUCCUCAUCUCCAAUCCCAGACCUGUCUUCUUAAAACAACCGGGACUUUGGCAUUACAGAGAUUUACUAUGGGACUGGCUUUUAAAACAGUUUUUCUAUUUUGUUCAUGUGUUGUUUGGUUUUCUCCUUAUGUGCCCCGAAAUGUAGUUAGUAACAUUACUGGGCGUCUUGUUCUGGUUAUGUUGCCGUUUAGUAACUAAAGGGGGACGGUGUUGGAUUGUUGUUGAAUUCCAUGUGGUGAAUGAUGACAUUAAGUCCUGCCGUUAUAUGUCAUGUCUCUGCAAAGCAAGGCAGUGAUCCAUCAGGGUUUUUUAUUGUUUAUGAUCAUCAACUGCAGCUUGGCUGCGAGGUUGAGGCAUUCAGAGAAUAAGCUGCACAUUCCCCAAGUUCACUGGACUAACCAGACCCAAGCUAUCCCCUCAAAGCUCCGAAAAGACAACGAGAAACUGUGUGUGUGUGUAUGUUUGUGUGUGUGUGUGCGCAUCCGUGUGUGUGUGUGCACACGAGUGUGUGUGUGUAUGACAACAAGUUCAGAAACUGUCAGUUCGGUGUAUAACGGUGACAUUUCCAGCAGCGACACCGGUGUUGAAAGGUCAGCCACCCUCCACACGUCGCACACACUUCUGAAUUCGACUUCCUGGACAGUCUUCCAAUCCCUGUCAAGAUGACUAUUUUGGCCCAGAGACAUGAACGAGCGCACUUCUCCUUCACUUCUUUACGAUAGCGCUUAUUCAGCUCAGCACUGCGCCUCCUCUGGAACCAAAUUCGAACUUUGCAUGUAUUGAGCACGUGUAAACAGGGCAAGGGUCCGUAUGCAAAAUGCGACAUCACAAUGGAAUCUGAAGCCUAUGGUUUACUGUAGGGGAGACUGACUUAGUGACGGGGGCAGGGGGGGAGGGGGGAGGGGGAGGGGGUGCUCUCUACUGGAGGAGUGAUCUGUACUGCACGGCCCUGCCGAAUCCUCUCCAAGUCACGUUCAUCAUCGCAAGGGAAGAGCACAUAUCCUGUGGUCUGUGAUGUUCACAACACCCCAUGCUUACACAGAUGGGAGGCAGAGAGGGAGGGAGAUAAAAAAAAGAGGGUGAGCGAGAAAGGGAAAGAAAGAAAAGGAGAAAGAGAGGAUGAGAGAGAUGGGGGGAAGGGGGGGAGGGUGGUGGUAAACGAGUCCUCGUCAUAUCCCAAAGAAGUUAACCCAAACUGACAGUUUGAAUCAAGCAAGGUCAAGGUCAUAUCUGGUUAGAUAGCCUGGUAAAUUAUGCAAACUUCCAUUUAGUCUCCUGUCCUUCAUGGAACAUUCCAUAGCUCUUUCUCCAUGGCUUUUGUCGCUUACUUUGUUUCCUCGAGUUGCAUCAGAGAUCUCCUGCAAUAAAAAAACCUUUGUACAAGGAAGAAAAACGAUUCAGAGCGGCAAAAUGUCAUUAAAUUGUAAAUAAGGAAUAGUGCAAAUUUUAAUUUAUACAGUAAAUUAUUGUUCAUAUUUUGUAUGUGAAUGGGACAUAAUCUAUCUUUUUUAUAAGUGAAGUACCUUUGUAGUUUUAUUUAAUGUGUUUAAAUGUGGUUGCUAAAUAAAUACUGCAUGUUUCCUAAA